AUGUCUCCAUUAUUCAAAGAAGAAGAUACUAACCUACAUUUAACUAACCCCGUCACUAGAGAUUUACCCCACUCUUUUAAAGAUCUUACUACCGGCUGGAUAGCUAAAAGUAGAAAAGAAUUAAAUUUACCAUUUGUUGAAAAGUACACUUUGGAAGAUGAAACUUUCGUCCCAGAAUUACUUUCCAAAAAAAGCACUGUUAGUACUGAGCACAUUUCUAAGGACAAUAAUGUAGUUGGGGUUGUUGAAGGUGAUUCAAACCAAGAUGAAGAAUACGAUAGCCUAUUUUCAGAUGGAUAUGUUAAUAACUCUAUUGGUACUGCUUCUACUUGUUUGAGUCAAAUUUAUGGUAAACAAUACACUAAUUCAAGAGCUAUACAAAACGUCAGCAGUAUUGCUUUUGUUGGUACAGUUGUCGGACAAUUAACAUUUGGUUAUAUAUCCGAUAAUUAUUCCAGAAAAAAUGCUAUGAUUGUUGGUACUUUAAUCAUUAUCUUGUUUAGUAUAUUGUGUUCUGGUGCUUGGGGUGUGGGUACCACUGGUACUAAUGCUGGUGGGUUGUUUGCGGCUGUUACCGCCUAUAGAUUUUUCUUAGGUAUUGGUAUCGGUUCAGAAUAUCCUGCUGGUUCAGUUGCUGCCCAGGAGGCCGCUAGUUUGUUACCGGCGGGCAAGAGAAAUAGAUGGUUUUGUUGGUUUACCAACUUUAUGAUUGAUUUCGGUUUUGUUGCAAGCAGUGUUGUUCCAUUAGUCAUGCUAAGAAUUUGUGGCACUAAGCAUUUACAACCAGUUUGGCGUAUAACGUUAGGUUUAGGUGCAAUUCCACCCUUGUCAUUAUUUUUCAUGAGAUUGAAAUAUAAAGAAGGUGAAAAGUUUAAAAGAACCAAGUUUAAUAAAACUCCCCCUUAUUGGUUAAGUAUUAAGUUUUAUUGGUUUAGAUUAGCAGUUGUCGCCAUUAUUUGGUUUAUCUAUGAUUUUUCUGCUUAUGCCUUUGGUACUUAUUCAUCUCUAAUUUUAGAUAUUAUUUUGGGUGAAGAUACCUCGUUGGUUAAAACCUUUGGUUGGAACAUUGUUUUCAAUUUAUUUUAUUUGCCAGGUGCGUUUAUUGGCGCAUACUUGGCUGAUUAUAUCGGUCCGAGAUUGACUCUGGUUAGCGGUGUUUUGUUGCAAGCCAUGGUGGGAUACAUUUUGGCUGGGUGUUUUAAAACGUUAAGAACAGAAAUUGGUGCAUUUGUUGUUGUUUAUGGUAUUUUUAUGGCGUUAGGUGAAUUUGUUGGUGAUACCAUCGGUUUAUUGGCUUCUAAUACUGUAGCAACUCCAAUUAAAGGUCAAUACUAUUCUAUUGCUGCUGCAGUGGGGAAAAUUGGUGCUUUUGUUGGUACCUGGGUUUUCCCGGCUAUUAUUAAAAGUCAUGGUGGAUAUGAUUCAACUACUGGUUUGCAAGCACCAUACUGGGUAUCUUCAUCAUUAUGUUGUUUUGCUGGUGUUUUAGCUUUGUUUUUUUUGCCUAGUGUUAAUCAAUAUUCGAGUGGCCAGGAAGAUAAAAGAUAUUUGGAAUACUUAGCUGCUAAUGGGUAUGAUAUUAGUAGUAUGGGUUUACAAAAUAAAAAAAGUGGUUCAACUGAUGUUGAAAGUCUUGGUAUUAGCUCUAGUAUGGAAAACCAAAAUAUCACUGAUAUGACCGUUACCGAAGUCGAUAAUGCUGAAGAAAAAGAUAAAAACUUACACAUCGAUGUUGUACGUACUGAAACUUAUUGA
Messenger RNA from Saccharomycodes ludwigii, 1755 nucleotides. RefSeq lists its product as uncharacterized. The coding region runs from base 1 to 1755 and encodes 584 amino acids. Gene Ontology annotation, cellular component: plasma membrane. NCBI's taxonomy places the organism in Eukaryota, Fungi, Ascomycota, Saccharomycetes, Saccharomycodales, Saccharomycodaceae. Gene Ontology annotation, molecular function: carboxylic acid transmembrane transporter activity. The record is from RefSeq and is a predicted model, not a curated record. The transcript has 2 exons. Gene Ontology annotation, biological process: transmembrane transport; carboxylic acid transport.